Aspergillus lentulus is the source of this 672-nucleotide messenger RNA. RefSeq lists its product as uncharacterized. NCBI's taxonomy places the organism in Eukaryota, Fungi, Ascomycota, Eurotiomycetes, Eurotiales, Aspergillaceae. The record is from RefSeq and is a predicted model, not a curated record.
AUGGCUCCAAAGCCGGUGUUACAGCCCCUGGAGCUUCCAAGGAACAUGUCCUUUCCUUCUGAGCUCCGUGAGCAAUCUACCAUAUACCUCGAUACCAAACCAAAGGAAAGGGAUGCUGAGAAUCAAGAAAACACUGUCACCAUCACUCCACCACCGGCAUACACAGAGUUUCUUGAGACCUUCAGUCCCAUAUUCGCGAGCUCUACUACGUCUCGCGCGAGUUUUGCGAAGUACAUGCUCGACAAGCCUCGCCGAUCUCCCACCUCGGUGCCAUCCAGCACUACCUCGUCUUCUUUCUCCAAAGGGAGCACACCGAAGCACUCUCCCUCGAAGCCACAUUUUCCACUGUCUCCUGCAGCCUCGUGGUCCCCAAAGGAGGCUCCAGUGACAGCCCCAGCGGCCAAACGGCUACGACUCCCCCCUCCAUAUCUCUACUCCCCAACAACAUCAACAGCAACUACAGACUCUCCUCGGUCCGCACAUCUCCUCCGCUCCCCCUUCUCUCCUCAAGAAUGGAAACUCAGGCACUUCGAGUCCCCCAUGAGCGAGGGUGUACCACAAGUCUGUGUACGACAGAUCGUCACAACGACAAUCACGUACAAACACGCACACGCGCCUCAACUGGAUCCCCCACCACCAGGUAAACGCAGACAGAACCCUGAUCGUCGAUGA